Molecule: messenger RNA, 1755 nt
Organism: Columba livia (rock pigeon)
Lineage: Eukaryota; Metazoa; Chordata; Aves; Columbiformes; Columbidae
Gene: GFUS
Product: GDP-L-fucose synthase
Exons: 12
Coding region: 452-1420 (322 amino acids)
Biological process (GO): nucleotide-sugar biosynthetic process
Molecular function (GO): GDP-L-fucose synthase activity
Source: RefSeq, a predicted model, not a curated record
CGAGAGCCGGGCAGCGCCGAACCGAACCCAGCCGAGCACUUCCGAGCCCCGCCGAGGGCCGGGCAGCACCGAGCCGAACCCAGCCGAACCUUUCCGAGGGGAGCCGAGGGCCGGGCAGCACCCAGCCGAACCCAGCCGAGCCCUUCCGAGCCCCUCCGAGGGCCGGGCAGCACCGAGCCGAACCCUUCCGAGAGGAGCCGAGGGCGGGGCAGCGCCGAGCCGAACCCAGCCGAGUUCCGCCGAACGCAGCCGAGAGCCGGGCAUCGCCGAGCCGAACCCCGCCGAGGGCUGGGCAGAGGCGAGCCGAACCCAGCCGAGUUCCGCCGAGCUCAGCCGAGCCCCGUGCCGGGCAACUACAGCUGACGAGUUUCUGCUGCCCCGGCCUGGCCACAUCACCAUUAAAACACACGGCUUCCGCUUUCCUUUUCCCCUUUGCUGGGUUUUGGCCACAAUGGAGGCAGCGGGACUGGUGACCAAGCGCAUCCUGGUGACGGGUGGCACCGGUUUGGUGGGAAGAGCCAUCGAGAAGGUGGUGGCUGAUGGAGAGGGGCGGCCGGACGAGGAGUGGAUCUUUGUGUCCUCCAGAGACGCUGACUUGACGAGUGCCGCAGAGACCAAAGCCCUGUUUGAACGGCACAAGCCCACCCAUGUCAUCCACCUGGCUGCCAUGGUCGGGGGCCUCUUCAAAAACAUCCGUUACAACCUGGAUUUUUGGAGGAGAAACAUCCAUAUCAAUGACAAUGUCCUGCACUCAGCGUACGAGACUGGGGUGCAGAAGGUCGUCUCCUGCCUUUCCACCUGCAUCUUCCCGGACAAGACAACAUACCCCAUUGAUGAGACCAUGAUUCACAAUGGGCCACCUCACAGCUCCAACUUCGGCUACUCCUACGCCAAGAGAAUGAUCGAUGUCCAGAAUAGGGGCUACUUUGAGCAGCACGGCUGCCGCUUCACCGCUGUCAUCCCCACCAACGUAUUCGGGCCUCAUGACAACUUCAACAUCGAGGAUGGCCACGUCUUGCCGGGGCUCAUCCAUAAGGUCUACCUGGCCAAACAGACUGGCUCUGCUUUGACUGUCUGGGGGACAGGCAAGCCCAGGAGACAGUUCAUCUACUCCAUGGACCUGGCUCGGCUCUUCCUUUGGGUCCUGCGGGAAUACGAUGAGGUGGAACCCAUCAUUUUGUCAGUGGGAGAAGAAGAUGAAGUCUCCAUCAGGGAGGCAGCAGAGGCGAUCACGGAGGCCAUGGACUUCAGGGGAGAGGUGGUUUUUGACACCAGUAAGGCAGACGGGCAGUUCAAGAAGACGGCCAGCAACGCCAAGCUACGGCGCUACCUGCCCGGCUUCGAAUUCACCCCCUUCAGUCAAGCUGUGAAGGAGACCUGUGCCUGGUUCAGUGCCAACUACGCCAACGCCAGGAAGUGACGGACCAACGCGGCACCGGCAUCAUCCUCUUCAACUCAGGGUUGUCCUUUGCUGGGACAGAGGACGGGGCUUGGGGGUGACAGUGACAUUUCCAAAGUAAAAGGGGGCCAGAACCCAGGGAACAGCCCCCACCUUUCUGCCCAGGGCAGGGGGGGGAGAAGGUUGGGGCACCCCAAAGGUGCUGGGACCUCAGACAAGGUGGUGGCCACCCAGUAGGAGCCACUACUGCCUCCUUGGCCACACCGAAGCAACUGGUGGCUCCUGCUGAGGUGUAAUGAUCUACACUGCUAAUUACCUGUAAUUAGACUGUAAUAAAGGGAAGGUGAUCAGGGUUA